AUGCCUGCCGGACGCAUAGGCGCUCUUGCGGUAUACUUCACACCCGUACAUCAUUGGGUUGUUGGGAAAAUUACUAAUUACGAUCCGCUAAGAGACACUUACAGUUUUUCUGCGACAGAGCCGGAAUUUAUAAAUGUUGAUAAUUUACCCCGUGAUUCGAGUAAAUUAUGGUUUCCUAAGGAAGAUGCCCUAAAUGACGAUUUCGAUGAUCUUCUUAACCUCGUAGAGCUUCAUGAAGCGUCGGUAUUAUUUUGUUUAAAAAAACGUUAUUUGAAAGAUGUGGUAUACACAAAUAUUGGGCCUAUUCUUGUGGCUUUAAACCCCUUCAAUUACUUCAUACCCGCAUAUGUUGAAGUCAAAAUGGAGGAUUACCUUUCCGAGGGCUCUGUUAUCGAGAAGAAUUUACCCCAUCCGUGGGCCACAGCGCACAACGCCUACCGGGAAGUGCGAGAGAGUGGUAGAAAUCAGACAAUUCUCAUUAGUGGAGAGAGUGGGGCGGGAAAGACGGAAGCCGCAAAGAUUGUAUUGAAGUAUUUGGCUGCAUUAAGUACGAAAAAUGGAACACCGGAGGAUCGAGAAAUUUCCAUACAAAUCAACAAACGUGUUUUGGCGUCAUCACCGAUUCUUGAAAGUUUUGGAAAUGCAAAGACGGUCCGAAAUGAUAACAGUUCUCGUUUUGGGAAAUUCUUACGAGUUCAAUUUGAUAAACAUGGCAUUUUGGUGGGGUGUCAUGCGACGAAGUACUUGUUGGAAAAGUCGAGAAUUAUUGGUGCCGCCACAGGGGAGCGUGUGUACCAUUCAUUUUAUCAACUUGUGCAGGGGCCGUUAGCGAAGGAAUUUUCAUUGAGGAACCCGAAAGUGUAUCGAAUCCUUAAUGCCGGAGAAUGCAUUAAUAUCGAUGGUGUAGAUGAUGCCGUAGAGUAUGCAUCCACGAAACUGGCGAUGGAUGAUGUAGGCAUAACAGAAGAAGAGCAAAUGUCGAUUUGGCGUGUUGUUGCGGGAGUUGUAUUUCUUCAAAAUACGGACUUUGUGGAGUCCGAAGAACGCGCUGGACGUAUUGCAAAAAUGGAUUCAAAUCUUUUGCCGGUUUUGGUCCGUGCCUGUCAGCUGUGGGGAAUCAAUGAGGAAGAAUUUAUGAAGGAGUUGAUUUCCACCUGUAUCGUUACUCAAAAAGAGCAGACGGUGAAACCCUUGAACAAAGUGAAGGCACUGGAUAUAAGGGAUUCGGUCUGUAAAAGUUUGUAUGUGUGGUUAUUUGAUUGGCUUGUAUCGAAGAUUAAUCAAACCACUAAUCGGGAGGCCGUUACAACGCAUUGGAUAGGUCUUCUUGAUAUUUUUGGUUUUGAAAAUUUUCAAAAGAACAGUUUUGAACAGUUGUGUAUCAAUUUGGCGAAUGAGGCUCUUCAGGGUCAUUACAAUCAACAUAUUUUCACAUUGGACAUGCAGGAAUGCCAGAAUGAAGGAAUUGACACAACACAUGUGACGUUUGUUGACAAUAAAGAGUGUGUUGAGUUGCUCAUGGGAAAGGUUGGUGUUUUUACACUCCUUGACGAAGAGUGUGCCGUGAGUGGGAACGAAACAAGUUAUCUUCACAAACUUAUGGAGAAGUUUGCACCCACAAAGGGCAAGGGUGGAAACGCACACUUUUUACGGGCUACUGGGCGUGCUGUCGAUAACCAUUUCAUCAUUCGGCAUUAUGCUGCGGACGUUCAGUACAAUGUGGAGGGAUUUUUAGAUAAAAACCGAGAUACAUUGAAAGAGCGAAUGAAACACAUUUUUAUGCAAUCGAAGGUGGCAUUGAUUCCAGAGAUCAUUCCAAAGGAAGAAGUCAAAACAAAUUUGAAAGGAACGGUUGGAGGGUUGUUUAUUAAACAACUCCUGCAGUUGAUGGCUGUUAUUAACCAGACAAACCCGCAUUGGAUAAGAUGCGUCAAGCCUAACGCUGAGAAGCAAUGUAGGCAAUUUUCUGACGGUUUGGUGUUACAGCAAUUACGGUCCGCAGGAGUAUUGGAAACAGUUCGGAUAAGAAAGGCGGGUUAUCCCAUACGUUUCAAGUACGAUGAUCUCCUGAAACGGUAUCACGUUUUGUUCAAGAACGGGGUGCACGGGAAGGUCGCAUCUAGAGAAAUUGUACAGAACUGCGAUAUCGAUCCUGCACAAGUUCAGUUUGGAGAGACGAAAAUCUUUAUGAAACAUGAAGCUUAUUUUAAGCUGAAUCAUCGCCGGGAGCAGGCGAUCUGCCGAUUUUCUUUUUUGUUUCAGGCGGUGGGCCGAGGGAGUUUGGCGCGCGGGCAACUUUUUCGUGAUUACGCGUUAUUGCAUCGCCGGAGAAUUAUGGAGGAAAAGCGGAUUCGAGAAGAGGCAUUGAGAAUGCAGCGAGAGGAGGAAGAAAAAAGACGCGUGAGAGAACAGGCUGAACGUGAGCGUAGAGAGUCUCUUCUCAAGGAACGACGGCACAAAGCAGCCGUAUCCAUUCAGAAAGUGGUUCGAGGUUUUCUUAGCAGGCAUAAAUUUCUCAUGGUUUAUCUUUCUACGCUGCGAGCUCGAGAGGAGCACAGUCGCGAUGAUGAGCAGCAAAAGUAUCGUCUGUACGAGGCAAAUAGACACCGGAAAAUGUGUGUAUUGGAGGCUCGCAGGGAUGGGAAACAUGACCCAACGAACACCCACCGUAGAGAGUUGCUCCGCGAGAGAAGAGAGCGUACAAUGCGUCUGCUAGAAGAGAAGCGGUUGCUGCAUGCAUCAAAGCUGGAAAAGGAGGUGGCACACGAGAAGGCGCAGCGUGCCAAGGAGAGAGUUCAGAGAAGGCAGCAGAUGCUGGAAAUGUGGAAGGGGGCCAAAACCUCCCAAAAGGAGCCAUUGGACCUCAGUGGUGCGUCGCAAAUUGUGGAAAAGCGCUUUUUUGGCGAAAUGAUCAGAAAACUUCAGGGGCAUGCGAAGGAUUCAAACGAAACUCCCACCGAGUUCUCUCAAAAUGUCGGUGGGGACUCCCGUUAUCAAGAUUCAACAUUUGAUAUUGUCAAGAAGCAGUGGGAGGAAAAGGAACGGUGGAAGGACGAGCGUGAGAGAAUUCUUGGCCCGCGUCAUGAGGCCCAUGGUUCGGCCUUGACACCGCGUCAACGUCAUCUUGAGGGUCAAUACCGAAUUCGAACGGUGUCGAAUGUCCUUUGGCAGUUGGAGUCUAAAGCCGCCGCCCUUUCAUUUCAGAAGCAACAACGAUAG
This is a messenger RNA of Trypanosoma cruzi, 3219 nucleotides long. RefSeq lists its product as uncharacterized. Gene Ontology annotation, molecular function: ATP binding; actin filament binding; microfilament motor activity. NCBI's taxonomy places the organism in Eukaryota, Euglenozoa, Kinetoplastea, Trypanosomatida, Trypanosomatidae. Gene Ontology annotation, cellular component: cytoplasm; vesicle; actin cytoskeleton. Gene Ontology annotation, biological process: vesicle transport along actin filament; actin filament organization. The transcript has a single exon. The record is from RefSeq and is a predicted model, not a curated record. The coding region runs from base 1 to 3219 and encodes 1072 amino acids.